Sphaeramia orbicularis (orbiculate cardinalfish) is the source of this 1304-nucleotide messenger RNA. RefSeq names its product solute carrier family 35 member C1 (gene slc35c1). NCBI's taxonomy places the organism in Eukaryota, Metazoa, Chordata, Actinopteri, Kurtiformes, Apogonidae. The record is from RefSeq and is a predicted model, not a curated record. Bases 51 to 1151 code for a protein of 366 amino acids. The transcript has 4 exons.
CAUGUGAACGCUACUGUUUCUCCUCUUUUUCCUUCCCCUUGUUGCUCAUAAUGAACAGGACGCAGCUGAAGAGGUCCAGUAUCCUCAGAAUGGCUCUGGCCGGUUCGGACACCGUGGACCCGGAGGCCCAGGAGCAGCCGUUCGUGUUCCGGGCGGUCCGCAUCGCGGCUGUGGUGGCCCUGUACUGGUUCGUGUCCAUCACCAUGGUGUUCCUCAACAACUACCUGCUGGACAACCGGGACCUGGACGCGCCGCUGUUCGUGACUUUGUUCCAGUGUGCGGUGACCGUGGGGCUGUGCCGGCUCAUGCAGCUGCUGUCCGCCCUGUGUCCCGGACUCAUCGACUUCCCUGCGGUCCGCUUUGACCUGAAGACGUCCCGGGAGGUGCUCCCUCUGUCCGCGGUCUUCAUCUGCAUGAUCACCUUCAACAACCUGUGCCUCAAACACGUCGGAGUGGCUUUCUACACCGUGGGUCGAUCCCUGAGCACAGUGUUCAACGUGUUCCUGUCAUAUGUGGUCCUCAAACAGACCACAUCCUUCCAGGCCCUGCUGUGCUGUGGGGUCAUCCUAGGUGGAUUCUGGCUUGGUGUAGACCAGGAGGGCACAGCAGGAUCCCUGUCCUGGUCCGGUGUGGUUUUCGGAGUGCUGGCCAGCGCCUGCGUCUCCCUCAACGCCAUCUACACCAAAAAGGUGAUGCCGGCAGUGGACGGAAACAUCUGGAAGCUGUCCUACUACAACAACAUCAAUGCCUGCGUCCUCUUCCUGCCGCUCAUUCUCGUGUUCGGAGAGCUGGGCCGCGUCGCCAGCUUCAGCCGCCUCACGGACCUCGGUUUCUGGGGAAUGAUGACGGUCGGAGGGGUGUUCGGGUUUGCCAUCGGCUACGUCACGGGCCUCCAGAUUAAAUAUACGAGUCCGCUUACGCACAACGUCUCAGGGACGGCAAAAGCCUGCGCACAGACCGUCAUUGCGGUGGUGUACAACUCCUCCAGCAAAAGCCUGCUGUGGUGGACCAGUAACAUGAUGGUUCUGGGUGGAUCAUCAGCCUAUACUUGGGUCAAAAGUCAAGAAAUGAAGAAAACUCCCCACAGAGAACCCCAGGAUUCAGCUAAAGAAAAACUACUGGAAGGGGAAAAAGGCAACAUGGGAGUAUAAUCGUCUGUGAUAUCGUUAAAAUAAUGUGGGAAUCUUAAUAUAAUGACUGAUUAGUGAGUAUGUAAACUGUGGGUUUUUGUAGUUGAUGUGGGUUAAAUCAUGCAGUGGGUUUAUACAGUCUGAGGGGAUUUGUAUAUUUAUUUAUAUUCAAAG